AUGAAGCUCUCACUGGCAGAUGUUAAACAGCACAAUAGCCGGAAAUCUUGCUGGAUUGCCAUUCAUGGUGCUGUCUACGAUGUGACAGAUUUCUUAGACACCCACCCCGGCGGUGCAAAGGUCAUCUUACGUUGUGCCGGCAAAGAUGCCACCGAUGAAUUUGACUCGGUCCAUUCACUAGAGGUCCUAAGUGAGGCUUUACCGGAUAGUGCCUUGAAGGGUCAGAUCGACCUUAACGAGCUGAAGGCCUCAAAGAAUUCUGAACCUUCUGUCAGCGAGGUAUCAGCCAAACCAGGGUAUGGUGGCCCUCCACCACUGAACACCCUCAUCAAUCUACACGACUUCGAACAAGUGGCCCAAGAAUAUUUACCGGCUAAUGCUUGGGCUUAUUAUUCAUCCGGGGCCGACGAUGAGAUCAGCAAACGAAACAAUAACAAUUCAUACCAGAAAGUCUCUCUGCGACCUCGAAUCCUACGCAAAAUCCCCGCAGUCGACACCACGACAUCCAUUCUGGGCCACUCUGUGUCCUUGCCAGUGUACAUAUCACCAGUUGGAAUCGCCAAGCUUGCGCAUCCCGAUGGCGAAUGCGCCUUGGCUGCAGCGGCCGGCAAAGAGGGAAUAGCUCAAGUUCUUGCUAACGGCGCCAGCAUGCCGAUUGAGCGGGUGAUGGAGGCCCGCACUUCGUCAGACCAGCCUUUGUUUGCCCAGUUAUAUGUAAACCGAGAUAUAAGCAAGUCGGUGGAGACGAUCCGACGGGCAAUUAAGGCGGGGGCUCAGGCCAUUUGGAUUACCGUUGACUCUCCGGUGGUUGGGAAACGAGAGAUGGAUGAGAGAUUGAAUUUGAGCGUCAUGGCAGAAGAUAGUGAUGCCCAGGGGCAAGGCGUUGCUAAGAUCAUGGCCAGCUCGAUCUCUCCUUUCAUUGACUGGAGCAUCCUUACAUGGUUACGCGAACUGACAGACCUGCCCGUGGUGAUCAAGGGCAUCCAAUGCGUUGAGGACGCUGUGAUCGCUUACAAGCAUGGAGUACAAGGGAUUGUUCUGUCAAACCACGGUGGUCGCUCUCAGGAUACGGCUCAAUCACCACUACUGACCCUUUUGGAGAUCCGAAAAUUUGCACCAUACAUAGUCAAGAGCAAGAUGCAGAUCUUUAUCGAUGGUGGAAUUCGCCGAGGAACAGAUGUCCUCAAAGCCAUCGCCCUUGGAGCUACUGCGGUUGGAUUGGGCCGGCCAUUUUUAUUCAGUCUGUCGGGGGGUUACGGGGAGCAAGGAGUGCGGCGCAUGUUGGAGAUAUUGCGACAAGAGAUUGAGUCUAAUAUGGUGUUUCUUGGAGCAACCAGCCUUGAAGAGCUGUGUCCAGAGAUGGUGAACGCCAGUCGAUUGGAACGGGACUUGAUUGAUGUUCUUCUAUACGGCCUAGGAGCCAUCGGCUCCUUCUACGCAUUCAUCCUAAGUCGUUCCCCCAAUGUGCGAUUGACUGUGGUCGCAAGAUCCAACUACGACGCAGUGAAAGCAAACGGAAUCACAAUCAACAGCGAGAACCAUGGCCAGAAUACCUUCCACCCUUACCGAGUCGUGAAAUCGCCCGCCGAAGCUUCUCCAGUGGACUACGUCGUAUGCGCACACAAAGCCAUCGACCAAGAGAAGGUGGCAGCGCAAUUAAAGCCAGUCGUCGAUGAGGGUCGCACCACAUUCGUGAUUAUCCAGAACGGCGUUGGAAACGAGGUCCCUUUUAGAAGCCAGUUCCCCGGAUGUUCAAUCCUGACUUGUGUCACGUGGGUCGGUGCCACCCAAAUCAGUCCCGGCAUUGUCAAACACACCAAAUCCGAAGACAUGCAGAUUGGCUUGUUCCCCAAUCACCAAGCUGACGAUACAGUUGAGAAGCAGCGUCUCAAGGCUUUUGCCGACUUACUCGAGCACGGAAAAACUCGAUUCAAGGUCCUUGACGACAUGCAGGUACAGCGAUGGGAAAAAGUGGUAUGGAACGUCGCCUGGAACUCGAUUACCGCCUUGACUAUGGUGGACACUCAGACCUGGCUUCAUUCUUCCAAGGAUGCAGAACCGUUUACCCGACGGUUGAUGCAGGAAGUGAUCAAUAUCGCGCGUGGAUGCGGCGUGGAUCUUGCCGAUGACCUGAUUCAAAAACUCAUGGAUAAGAUCAAUGCUAUGCCUGGAAUUGGUAGUAGUAUGCAGACUGACUGUAAGAAUGGGCGGCCGAUGGAAAUCGACGUUAUUCUCGGCUUUCCCGUCCGCAAGUCCAAGGAGCUGGGUAUCCCUGCCCCUUACCUUGAGUCCCUUUAUUUGCUUCUGUGUGCGGUUGAUGGUCGAAUCCGAGCGGCAUUGUAG
Penicillium longicatenatum is the source of this 2343-nucleotide messenger RNA. RefSeq lists its product as uncharacterized. Bases 1 to 2343 code for a protein of 780 amino acids. The transcript is spliced from 9 exons. Gene Ontology annotation, molecular function: heme binding; 2-dehydropantoate 2-reductase activity. Gene Ontology annotation, biological process: pantothenate biosynthetic process. Gene Ontology annotation, cellular component: cytoplasm. Lineage: Eukaryota; Fungi; Ascomycota; Eurotiomycetes; Eurotiales; Aspergillaceae. The record is from RefSeq and is a predicted model, not a curated record.